AUGGCCUUGGACCUGGAGGAGUAUUUGCGCACGGCUUUCCGGGACAAGCUGUGGCUGCCGCAGCGGGCGUCCCUGGGGAGGGUCCUGGUCACGCCACGGUGGUGGGUGCCCCUGCCCGUGUUCUCCCCACCUGGGCAUGAUGAGCUCCAUGCAACCCACGGCAGGACGGUGCCAGCGUGGGAUGCCACCGCACUGCAGCCCUCCACGCGCUUGCUGCGGAAGAGGCGGGAGGUGGCGGAGGUGGAGCGGGUGCUGCAGAGCCAGCGGGAGGUAAGGGUGGCCCCCAGCCCAUCCAUGCACCCCCUCCAGAUCCCACAGGAGUUUCGGCAGAGGAUGGAGUGCCUGGAGCAGCGCUGGCAGCAGCUGGGCCAGCGGAAAGAUGAGCUCCGGGAUGUUGUCCUCAAAUUUGAUGCCUUCCUCAAGACUUCGGCGGCGAGGCAGGAGCAAGCACGGCGGCGGGCAGACGAGGAGCGGGCGCGGGUGGCAGGGCAGGGUGCCGAGGCUGCCCGCCUGCGCCAGGAGCUUGGGGGGCUGCUGCAGCGUAGGGAGUGCCUGGCCCGGCGCCUGCGGAGCCUCCGCAUCUUCGGCGACUACCUGCAGGGCGUGCUGGCCAGGAUGGGGCAAUUCCAGGAUGUCCCAGCCAUGCUGGCCCAUUUUGGGGUGCUGGCGGGGACGCGGGCAGCCCUGGCACAACAGGCAGAAGCUGGGCAGGAGCGGCUGGCCCAGGGCUGGGCACGGCUCCGGCAAUACCAGGAGGAGGCCGGCAGCGAGCUCCGGCACACCAACAACGAGCUGGCCCAGCUCUGCGCACGCCUGGAGGCCACCCGCCAUGACGUGCUCCAGGCGGAGUCCCGCUGGGCCCACGUCCAGAGCACAGCCACCCAGAAGACCCUGCUGCUGGGGCAGAUCAAGCUGGCAGUGCUAAACCUCUUCCAGCUUGCCACCUCGCGGCUCAAGGUCCCCGCAGCCGUGGCCCUGGAGGACACCGAGGCCCAGCUGGACACGGUGCUGCUCUGCAUGCAGGACCUGGCUGCCAUCUGUGCCGAGCUGCGCCCCAGGCAGCCGGGGCCAUGUCCCCCGCGCCUGCCUGCAGCCACCAGCAUGCACCCACUGCGCCACGGGGCUGCCAGGGUGCCUCCGAGCCAGGAAUAG
Molecule: messenger RNA, 1152 nt
Organism: Gavia stellata (red-throated loon)
Lineage: Eukaryota; Metazoa; Chordata; Aves; Gaviiformes; Gaviidae
Gene: CFAP73
Product: cilia and flagella associated protein 73
Exons: 7
Coding region: 1-1152 (383 amino acids)
Biological process (GO): spermatid development
Source: RefSeq, a predicted model, not a curated record